This is a messenger RNA of Synchiropus splendidus (mandarinfish), 2512 nucleotides long. Its product is annotated as protein LSM14 homolog A-like. The record is from RefSeq and is a predicted model, not a curated record. The transcript has 8 exons. Gene Ontology annotation, biological process: cytoplasmic stress granule assembly; P-body assembly. Gene Ontology annotation, molecular function: mRNA binding. The coding region runs from base 125 to 1585 and encodes 486 amino acids. Lineage: Eukaryota; Metazoa; Chordata; Actinopteri; Syngnathiformes; Callionymidae. Gene Ontology annotation, cellular component: P-body.
GUGAGAGUCACUGGAUGGAGGAUGAGGUAGCCAUGUUGUAGCAGGACUACACUGGAUCACACGUUUUCGGAGAAAGUCCUGUCCACCGGGUUCCGUUUGGAAGCUUGGGCCUUUGUACGGCACCAUGAGCAGCGGCGGAACGCCCUAUCUGGGCAGUAAGAUCAGCCUGGUGUCAAAGGCGGAAAUCCGCUAUGAGGGGAUCUUGUACACCAUCGACACCGAGAACUCCACCGUGGCCCUGGCCAAAGUGCGCUCGUUCGGGACGGAGGACAGGCCCACCGACAGACCCAUUCCCCCCCGAGAUGACACCUUUGAGUACAUCAUCUUCAGAGGCAGUGACAUCAAGGACCUCACGGUGUGUGAGCCCCCCAAACCUCCGUCUUCCAUCCCUCAGGACCCCGCUAUUGUCCAGUCGUCCAUCAGCUCACCAUCGUCCUCAGCUGCCUCCACGCACACACCUUUUCAGACACCAGCCUCUUAUGGACUAUUCAAUCGAGCCCCAGCUCCUGCCUACAACCAGUUCAGCACGAGCCCUUUAGUCUCCCCCCAGUUUGGACCCGUUGGUGUUGGUCAGAGCAGCCCUCCUGUGGAUCCGUUAAGGAAGAGCCCUGCACAGGAUCCGGUCGUUCAGCCUUCUCCAGCUUCCACCACGGUCCCUGGCCAUGGUCACCGUAGCCCUGCCCAAUCUCGCCCUGCCUCAUCCACUGUUACCCAGAGCAGCCAAAAGUCUCACCAGCAGGAUGGGACUGAGCCCAGGAGAGGCGAGUCCACGAGAGGAGGCCGGGGCGCUGGCUCAGGGUGGUCUGCGCAAAGGUCACACUCUGCUGCUGAAAGAGCUGCGGCAGGCGGUCUUGCACACACGGUGUACAACCAGACCGGUGAGCCGCACUUUGGAUUUGGUGAUUCAACCAGCCUUUACAUUUCUCCUUCCUUUGUUCCAGCUGGGGUGGCAGCUGCCAACCGCCGCGGACGUGGCGGCGGUCACCGUGGCCGGGGUCGAUUCAAUGUCCGUCGAGACGGCCCGAUGAAGUUUGAGAAGGACUUUGACUUUGAGAGCGCCAACGCUCAGUUCAACAAGGAGGAGAUCGAGCGAGAGUUCCAGAGCAAACUCAAACUAAAAGAUGAGAAGAGUGAGAAGGCGGUGAACGGAGAGGAGAGCAGUGAGGCUGCAGCAGAGACUCCCACCACGCAGAGCAACGACGACGAGGGCGACCCGCUCGGCCCCAACUGCUACUACGACAAGUCCAAAUCCUUCUUUGACAACAUUUCCUGUGACGACUCCAGGAAGUCCAGUGACAAGUCUGGGGCUGCUGGCUUUCCCAGGGAGCGGAGGCAAACGUGGGCGGAAGAGCGUCGGAUGAACGCAGAGACUUUCGGCCUCCCGCUCCGACGGGGUCGCGGAGGUUACCGCGGGCGAGGCGCCAUGGGUUUCCGCGGUGGCCGAGGUCGCCCCAACAGUCGGGGCUCCUUCGGCCCGCCACAAGGGGGUGCAGCGGGGUACAGGGGCGGAUACAGAGGAAACCAGGCUGGCCGGGAGUUUGCAGACCUAUCAGCUUACAGGAAGGACAACAAAGUGGCAGCGUAGUCCACCACAGAGACGCAGCGCUUCGGCACAUUGAAAUAGUUUUAUCGGCAACAUUAUUUUUAUUUCCAACUAAAGGUUAAUGUGGAUGUAAAAUUGUCACCAGCACUGAGCGACGCUUCCCUGUAACCUCCUCCUCCCACUCACACACAUAGACACUCAGAUGCUCUUCUUUAUUGCAGCCAGAUAAUUCACCCUACAGCGCCCCCUGCUGGCUUUGACUCCUCUGUUUACUCUAGCACUUAACCCUGAGUGAUGUUACAGUGACAUGUCAGCUACAGGUUCAUACCAGGGACCCCAGGGAAGUGGGGUCACGGUCGUACCACUUCUCCACCGCGUUUCCUCCUUAAUAUUUAAUUAAUAAUUGUCAACGCUUUACUUACAGACGGAAGUCAGCACAGUGGCUACGAUGGUCGGGUUGGUUUCCUUAGUUCACUUCUGGAUUUACAAAACAGGCCGUUGAUACUUGGCUUGGCUAGCUCAAAACGGGAAGUGUUGCCAUGGCAACUUGAGGCCGUACUGUAAAAUGUGAAAGCCCACUGUCGUAGUUGUGAUGUCACACUUGAGCAGCCACAGCUGCACUGUCGCCCAUUCAGUUCAGAGGUGACCGCUCUCGUACCAAUGAGCAACACGCUGAGUUUCCUUACUUAUAAAACAAGCCCCUAUAGAAGAGGCCUUGAAGAAAGGUUCGCGUGCAAUGGCGAAGGGAAGGUGGUUCUCCUGAGCCCCUUUUAGAUUUUGGGUCUUAAAUGUUUUAGUUUAAACAUCCCAAAGUUCAUUUUAUCAUGCACUUCGGUGUGACAUGCAAUGACCUUUAACCUUUCUGGACGUGCUCAGGAAACGCAGGUGUGUGAAGUUCAGGAAGUGAAGACAAAAUUUUCUCACUGCUGUUUGACUUUUUCAACUCUCGAAGAUAAAAAACUGCAGACA